Molecule: messenger RNA, 2457 nt
Organism: Otolemur garnettii (small-eared galago)
Lineage: Eukaryota; Metazoa; Chordata; Mammalia; Primates; Galagidae
Gene: ISLR2
Product: immunoglobulin superfamily containing leucine rich repeat 2
Exons: 1
Coding region: 177-2414 (745 amino acids)
Biological process (GO): positive regulation of axon extension
Cellular component (GO): cell surface
Molecular function (GO): protein binding
Source: RefSeq, a predicted model, not a curated record
ACUUUUAUUGACCUCCCAAGAGAGGAUCCUGGGCAUAAAGGAGAUUACUGGCACAGAGGAGCCCUGGGACCAGUGGUAGGCGGUUUGGAGACACAGAGCUCGGUAAGGGAGGAAAGCAGGGGCUCAGUGAGUUAUCUUCUGCCCUCUUUCCCCGGCUUCCAUCUACAGGAGCCGCAAUGGCGCCCCUUCGGGCCCUGUGGUUGACCUGGGCGCUGCUAGGAAUGGCUGAAGCGUGCCCGGAGCCAUGCGCCUGCGUGGACAAGUACGCUCACCAGUUCGCCGACUGCGCCUACAAAGAGUUGCGCGAGGUGCCCGAAGGACUGCCGGCCAAUGUGACCACGCUUAGCCUGUCGGCCAACAAGAUCACCGUUCUACGGCGCGGGGCCUUCACCGACGUCACGCAGGUCACAUCACUUUGGCUGGCGCAUAAUGAAGUGCGCACCGUGGAGCCAGGUGCACUGGCUGUGCUAAGUCAGCUUAAGAACCUCGACCUAAGCCACAACCUCAUAUCCAGCUUCCCUUGGAGCGACCUGCGUAACCUGAGCGCGCUGCAGCUGCUCAAAAUGAAUCAUAACCGCCUGGGCUCGCUGCCGCGGGACGCACUGGGCGCGCUGCCGGACCUGCGCUCCCUGCGCAUCAACAACAACCGGCUACGUACGCUGGAGCCCGGCACCUUCGACGCGCUAAGCGCUCUGUCACACCUGCAACUCUAUCACAAUCCCUUCCACUGUGGAUGCGGCCUUGUGUGGCUGCAGGCCUGGGCAGCGAGCACCCGGGUGUCCUUACCUGAACCGGACUCCAUUGCGUGUGCCUCGCCUCCUGCGCUGCAGGGUGUUCCGGUGCACCGUCUGCCCGCCCUGCCCUGUGCACCGCCUAGCGUGCGUUUGAGUGGGGACCCUCAACCCGACACACCGGGCACCCCGCUGCGCGCGGGCUUGGCAUUCAUUUUACACUGCUUAGCCGAUGGCCACCCCACUCCCCGCUUGCAGUGGCAACUUCAGAUUCCAGGUGGCACCGUAGUCUUGCAGCCGCCUGUCCAGAGCGGGGAGGACGAUGGGGACCGGGCAGAGGAGGAGGAGGGAGAAGGAGAUGGGGAUGUGUUGACGCAGACCGAGUCUCCCACCCCGACUCCAGCACCAGCUUGGCCUGCGCCCCCAGCCACCCCCCGCUUCUUGGCCCUCACAAAUGGCUCCCUGUUGGUGCCUGUCUUAAGUGCCAAGGAGGCAGGCGUCUACACAUGCCGUGCAUACAACGAGCUGGGCGCCAACUCUACAUCAGUACGGGUGGCGGUGGUAGCAGCUGGGCCUCCAAAACACGCUCCUGGCGCUGGGGGAGAACCCGAUGGGCAGGUCCCGACCUCUGAACGCAAGUCCACAGCCAAGGGCAGAGGCAACAGUGUCCUGCCCUCCAAACCCGAGGGCAAAAUCAAAGGUCAAGGCCUGGCCAGGGUUAGCGUACUUGCGGAGCCGGAAACGGAGACCGAAGAGGAGGUAGGUGAGGGAGAAGAGGCUGAAGACCAGACCCCUGCGGAUCGGGCGGAGAAGCAGCACUGUGGUCACGGGGACCCGUCUCAGUACGUGUCUAACCACGCGUUCAAUCAGAGCGCAGAGCUCAAGCCUCACGUCUUCGAGCUGGGUGUCAUCGCGCUGGACGUGGCGGAGCGGGAGGCACGGGUACAGCUGACACCGAUAGCUUCGCGCUGGGGCCCUGGGCCGGGCGGGGCUGGGGGACCUGGGAGGCCUGGGCGGCGGCCCCUGCGCCUUCUCUAUCUGUGUCCAGCGGGGGGCGGGGCGGCAGUGCAGUGGUCGCGGGUAGAGGAGGGCGUCAACGCCUACUGGUUCCGAGGCCUGCGGCCUGGCACCAACUACUCCGUGUGCCUGGCGCUGGCGGGCGAGGCCUGUCACGUGCAAGUGGUGUUUGCCACAAAGAAGGAGCUGCCCUCGCUGCUGGUCAUCGUGGCGGUGAGCGUAUUUCUCCUGGUGCUGGCCACCGUGCCCCUGCUGGGCGCCGCCUGCUGCCAUCUGCUGGCCAAACACCCGGGCAAGCCUUACCGUCUAAUCUUGCGGCCGCAGGCCCCCGACCCUAUGGAGAAGCGCAUAGCCGCCGACUUCGACCCACGCGCCUCGUACCUCGAGUCAGAGAAAAGCUACCAGGUAGGAGGCGAGGCAGGCGGCGAGGAGCCAGAGGAGGCCGCGGAGGAGGGCCUUGACGAAGAUGCGGAGCAGGAGGACCCAAGUGGAGGCCUGCAGAGGGAGGAGAGCUUGGCAGCCUGCUCGCUGGUGGAGUCCCAGUCCAAGACCAACCAAGAGGAGUUCGAGGCGGGCUCAGAGUACAGCGAUCGGCUGCCUCUGGGCGCUGAGGCGGUCAACAUAGCCCAGGAGAUUAACGGCAACUACAGGCAGACCGCGGGCUGAACCUCCGGUCCCCUCGGCCCGCCCAUUCCCAACCCCCACCUUG